Molecule: messenger RNA, 2801 nt
Organism: Morone saxatilis (striped sea-bass)
Lineage: Eukaryota; Metazoa; Chordata; Actinopteri; Moronidae
Gene: tktb
Product: transketolase b
Exons: 15
Coding region: 160-2040 (626 amino acids)
Molecular function (GO): thiamine pyrophosphate binding; transketolase activity
Source: RefSeq, a predicted model, not a curated record
CUCUGUCCUUCCUCCUCCUCGGUUGUACUUUCACCGGGCAGCUAGCAGCGGCGUGGCGCAGCAUUGAACUUACGACACCUGGAAACGACUUGUGUGACUGAAAUAACCCAAAUUAACCAUUCAAGCGGUCGCCAUUCUCCCUAAAACAAUCCAGAAACCAUGACUAGCUACCACAAACCCGACGAGAAGACCCUGCAGGGGCUGAAAGACGUCGCUAACAAGCUCAGGAUCCACUCCAUCAAGGCGACGUGCGCCUCUAACUCUGGUCACCCCACAUCAUGCUGCAGCGCUGCAGAGCUCAUGUCCGUGCUCUUCUUCAACACCAUGCGUUACAAAGCAGAUGACCCUCGCAACCAGUGUAACGACCGCUUUGUGCUCUCAAAGGGCCAUGCUGCACCUAUCCUGUAUGCGGCCUGGGCAGAAGCAGGUUUUGUGAAGGAGUCUGAUCUGCUCAACCUGCGCAAGAUUGACUGUGAACUGGAGGGCCACCCCACACCAAAACUGGAAUUUGUUGAUGUGGCUACAGGAUCUCUGGGUCAGGGUCUCGGUGCUGCCUGUGGGAUGGCCUACACUGGCAAACACUUUGACAAAUCCAGCUACCGUGUAUACUGCAUGAUGGGUGAUGGAGAAUGUUCAGAGGGCUCAGUGUGGGAGGCCAUGGCCUUUGCCUCCUACUACCAGCUGGACAACUUGGUGGCUAUCAUGGAUGUGAAUCGGCUCGGUCAGAGUGAGGCGGCACCCCUGAAGCACGACAUGGAGACCUACCGCAAGCGCUGUGAAGGCUUUGGGUGGAACACGUACGUUGUGGAUGGACAUGAUGUGGAGGAGCUGUGCAAAGCUUUCUGGCAGGCUAAGCAGGUCAAGGGCAAACCCACUUGCAUUGUUGCGAAGACAUUCAAGGGCAAAGGCCUCAAAAAUAUUGAGGAUCUGGAUAACUGGCAUGGAAAGCCCAUCCCCAAGGACAGGGUGGAUGAGCUCCUGAAGGACCUACAGGCUCAGAUCCAGGUCCCCAACAAGAGCCUGUGCCCUGAGUUGCCUGAAGAUGACACAGCUCCUGCAGACCUCAGCCCUAUCACCCUGCCUUCACCCCCAGCAUACAAAAUUGGAGAAAAGAUGGCAACAAGGCGUGCAUAUGGUGUGGCACUGGCCAAGCUGGGCCAGUCAAGCAAGAGAGUGGUGGCCCUGGAUGGAGACACCAAAAACUCCACCUUCUCAGAGACCUUCAAGAAGGCCUUCCCUGAACGCUACAUUGAGUGCUUCAUCGCUGAACAGAACAUGGUAGGAGUAGCCAUUGGCUGUGCCACCCGUGACCGCACGGUUUCGUUUGCCAGCACGUUUGCGGCCUUCUUCUCCAGAGCUUAUGACCAGAUCCGCAUGGGCGCCAUCUCCCAGUCAAACGUCAACCUGGUGGGGUCCCACUGCGGAAUCUCCAUCGGUGAGGACGGCCCUUCCCAGAUGGCCCUAGAGGACUUGGCCAUGUUCCGCGCUAUCCCAACAUGCACUGUGUUUUACCCCAGUGAAGCAGUGUCCACAGAGAGAGCUAUUGAGCUAGCGGCCAACACAAAGGGUAUCUGUUUCAUCCGUACCAGCAGACCAGAGACUGCAGUCCUCUACUCUCCAGAUGAGAAGUUUGAAGUGGGCGUAGCCAAGGUGGUUCGCCAGUCUGACAAAGAUCAUGUGACUGUGGUUGGAGCUGGUAUUACUCUGCAUGAGGCCCUUGCUGCUGCUGAUAUUUUGGCCAGUGAAGGGAAGAACAUCCGUGUGAUUGACCCGUUCACCAUCAAGCCCCUGGACGCCUCUACCAUUCUGGCCAGUGCCAGAGCCACAGGGGGAAAGAUCAUCACUGUAGAGGACCACUACAAGGAGGGUGGUCUCGGUGAAGCAGUGCUGUCAGCAGUGGGCGAGGAGCCCGGCAUUGUUGUGACGCGGCUUGCAGUGAGCGGUGUUCCCCGAAGCGGAAAGCCCCAAGAGCUGCUCGACAUUUUCGGCAUCAGUGCCAAGCACAUUGCCAACGCUGUGCGUCAGACCUUUGCAAACUAAGCUGCCCUGCUGCAUCACAACUCAACUUUCUGCCCCACCUGCAGCUACCUGGCACGACCACACAAAGACCUGUGAACUUCUGUGCUCAAGUGCCAUCUUGUGGCUUUGACUCGAGUGUAGUGUANUAACCCUAUCAUUAUUAUCACAGGUAGAGAGAGAUGGGAAUAGGAGUGCGGUGGUGUUAAAACCUGUAGUGUUAAUAUUACUACCCCGUAUUCACCUUUUUAGCACCCUCUACUGUCUUUCUGCAACAUUCCUUUCUUGUCUUGCAAAUGGCUCCGACAAAAACAAUCACUGAAUACUUAAAUGUGUUAUGUUAAGUUGCAUUUAAAACCUGCCUUACCAGCAGACCCUUGAGGUUCUGGUCCAUUAUGAACCAUCAUUCCACGUCUUCUAUUCCGCAUCCCAACGAUCAUUUUUCCUUUUUACAUUCCUUACAACCGUGCCCCAUGUCUUCUCACUUGGCUGGCAUUCAUCAAGAAGCACUGUUACUGUUUGUCAUACAUCCAAUGUACUAGAUCACUUUUUUUUUUUUUGUUUUUGUGUUCAGUCACAGCUCUUAUUGCUUUAGUGUGUUAGAACUGUUUCCUUCAGACCAAGUGUGAAAAGUUAAACCCAUUUUCAGUUAUGAAUUGCUUGAGUGUACCUCUAAUGAUUCCUCGCCACAUGGGCAUCACAAAGUGUUAAAGGCAUUCCAGGUCACCGUUGUCAUCCUGUUAUUGCUGUGAUGUGCUGAAUAAAAAAAAUAAUUAACCCAGUUA